Molecule: messenger RNA, 651 nt
Organism: Brassica oleracea var. oleracea
Lineage: Eukaryota; Viridiplantae; Streptophyta; Magnoliopsida; Brassicales; Brassicaceae
Exons: 1
Coding region: 1-651 (216 amino acids)
Molecular function (GO): zinc ion binding
Source: RefSeq, a predicted model, not a curated record
AUGUCAUUUCCCCAUUUCCCCGGUCCAAGGUACAACAUAGACACCUCUAAUUGUGCGGAGUUUUUGAAUGCGCUUUUUGAGAAUGCACGAAAGUUAUCUUUACUGCCUAUGCUUGAUGUAGUUAUUGAUAAAAUGGCCGAGUGGUUCAACAGACAAAUGAAGGAUGCAGCAGCCGGACUGUCUACUCGAAAAUUGGUUCCUUUUGUGGAAAACAAAAUUCAUAAAAGAGUACCGAAAGGUCAAAAACUCAUAGUGACUCCGCUAAACACUUUUGAGCUUGAAUACAGUGUUAUUGGAAAGGACGGGAAGACUUAUAUUGUUGAUUUGCAUCAGAAAAAGUGCAGCUGCAGGAAGUUCGAUAUAGAUAGAUACCCAUGUGCCCUUUCAAUAGGCGCUGACGUUAAGUGUUUGAAGCAUGAUAGACCACUAGAGUUGAGUGACAUGUAUGAUAUAAUCUCGCCUAAUUACUUGACUAAAGUGUGGGCUUUGGCGUAUCGAAGGACUAUAUAUCUAGUCCCUCAUAUGUCUGAAUGGAUGGUUCCAAAAGAUAUCGCUGAACAGUGUCCCUUACCGCCAGAGUACACGAAAAAAGGGAAGAACUCAGGAAAAAAAGUUUCCUUCGGUUGGCGAACGUGGGCCCCGUACCAAUAA